UUGCUUGACCGGUUGACGUACAUGUUGACUCGAUCAAGCUUCUGCUGGCAUUCUGCCCGGGAAUUUGCCGCUUUCUUUUCAGGAAAGAAGCUCUUAGCUCAUGGAACCAAAUCUGUUGUGAUAGCUGAAAAGUGAUGGAUGAAUGAAACGGCCUUCUCCUUCUCGCAGUAGGCCAAUUGUAGGUCACAAUGGGAGUUCAAGGAUUGUGGCAAUUGGUUGAAUCAACUGGAAGGCCUGUCAAUCUGGAAUCACUUGAAGGCAAAGUGCUUGCUGUUGAUGUAAGUAUUUGGUUGAACCAGGCUGUUCUAGGUGUCCAUGGUAGCGGCAUCACUAAUCCUCAUCUUCAGGUCCUGUUCAACCGCAUCUGCAAGCUCCUCUUCUAUCGGAUCAAACCAAUCUUUGUCUUUGAUGGAGCCCCACCUCAACUCAAGAAACAAACAUUGGCUGCUAGACGGCAAAGGAAGGAUCUCGCUGCUGCUAGGACAGAGAAGACCACGGAGAGACUUGUUACUAACUACCUCAAAUCACACGCCAUCCAGGCUGUAAUUGAAGAAAGUGGUGAGGGUACCUCGAAGGAAUUGCCUCCCCUGCAUAUCCCAAGAAAGAAUGAAACUGAUUUAUUUGAGCUUCCACCAUUGCUGUCAACUGAUCUUCAAGAGAGGAAUAGUGGAUCCGAGGAUGGGGAUGAAGAUGGUGGUAUUUCCGUUGCCAUGGCAGCCCAUGAAGCUGAGAUGGCUUCUACCUACCAAGACUUGGGAGAGGUGGACAUCGAGUCAGAAUCCUUCAAGGCUCUACCCAUCGAAGUCCAACAUGAACUGAUCAGUGACAUCCAGGAGUCCUCCAAGAAGAAUUCCUGGGCCAGGAUGCACCAGUUACCCAAGGCAUCUCAAGAUUUCUCCCAGUACCAAGUCAAGAAGCUUCUUAACAAGAGUAAGCUGAGUUUGAGACUCGAUGACCUCAGGAAGGAAAUGAGAACCAAGAUGUCACUGUCUAUGACCGCAUUACUGGAUGCACAGAAUGAAAGUAGUCAGGUAGAUGCAGGUCGUGUAGCCUCCGAAGACACCCAGCACUACAUCCUGAUGCGGAAGGGAAACAAACGUGAUGAAGAUUCCGAGAAUGAAAGCGAUGAUGACAUCGUGGUAGCGUCCUACGCCGAGAGGGCUGGCUUUUCAACGAGUAUGGAUCUCAAGAUGGCAAAGGCAACAAGAAAACGAGGGGCUGUAACCACCGCAGCAACCAAAGCAGCAUCUUCUAAAGAUGUCAUUGAGGUUGUCCUUGAUGAGGAUUCCAUCCCUGCAAGAAAAAAGAGGAGAGAUGAUGUGAUUGGGAGUGAGGAAGACAAGGAAAGGACUAGGUGUGAAGAUAAGGAAAGCAAGGAUGAGGCUUUGAGAGCAGAACUGAAGAAAUUCUUUGAUCAGCUUGAUGCCAAGAUAUCACCAACAAAGGUAAAGGAGCAGGAAGCCGGUUCUACAGUACAUAACCUUGAUGAAGAAGUGCCUUUUGAAAACGUAUUUACCUCAACUCCAGAAAUAUCAGUACAACCUGGACAGGAACAAAGCUGUUCUCAACCCGAGUCAACAAAAAUCAUCAAGGAUGAAAGAACAUUAAAAAUCCCUGAGAUAGUUAGUGAUAGUUCUGCAAAGAUUGAUUUGACUUUGAAGGAAGAAAGACAGGAAAGAAUAGAAGAUGAGCCUUUAGAACUUGACAUUUGUGGUCCUUCAGGCCAGGAUCGUCUUUCUCAAGAACUGUCAAAGGCAGCCAAGAGUGAUAGAACGAAGGAAGUCACAGAGGAAAUGCAUCAGACAAUAAAAGAGAAAUAUGAAAUGCACAGUGGUAAGAAUAGGACUAACCCUGUGGAAGAAUUAGGGAACACUGUAGACUUGGCUUCAAAGACUGCAGAGAGGACUAUCACUAAUCCAUCAAUAGCUGGUCCAGGCAAGCUAAUCAGGGUUGCCGAUACGGCUACGACCCAAAGGCAAGAUAUCCUGAAGCAACUCCAGAAGAAGAAAGAGGACAUGAAGAACAUGCUAAAAGCCUUUGAGAGUCGGAUGAGUGACUUUGACAUUCCAAUUGUUCCUGAUGAUGAUUUAGCAUUUGAUGACAAAAUUACACCAGGGAUUGACAAAGAAACCGAUAAUCCUUUAAAGUUAAGUGAUGACACUGGAAGAACGAUUUCUACAUGUGUUGAUAGAGUUUCUCUUGGGGAUGAGGUCAAAGAAAGUAAUGGCUCAACAACUGUUCCAGUUCCAGUUGAUGGAAAGGCAGUUCUAGAUGUGACCACUAGUGCAAAGCCUUCUAGUGGAGUAGAAGUAGGUCCAAAGACAGUUCUUUCAGCAGAUGCAGACACAAGAGCAAAGACUGCAUCUGGUGCAGGGUCUGUUCAAGUUGAUGUCACCAGUGCAAAGACUGCAAGUGAUCCUGGUGCUGAUGCAGGGGUCACUGCUAAAAUUGGUGCCAACGCGGAAGUCGACAAGAAGGAAGAACUUGAUCCAGGAAAGAGGGUUGUUGUUGAGAUCACGCUUGAUAGGCCCUUGCAGGAGAUUGGACAAAAAGCGAACUCUGACGGUCCUGUUUCAUCAGAUCUCUCAUUUAUGACAAGAACCUCACUCGAUUCAGAAUGGACAUCAACACCUUACCAAGUGGAUAGCGAUGAUGAUGUCCAGCGUGUCUACAUGCAAGAAUCUGAUCAGGAACCUGAGAUAGAUGAAUGGCAGGGAUUGUACAUGGAUAAGAUGAAUGAGAUGGAGAAGAAGCUCCACGCUGAAAGAAUUGCUCUCGAGAAAGCAAGGCGGAAAGAUCAGAAGAAAUCAUACUCCAUUACAGACACCAUGUAUGCGGAAAGUAAGGAGAUGCUUCGAUGCUUUGGAAUUCCUUACAUCGAGAGUCCCCAGGAGGCUGAAGCUCAGUGUGCUUUCUUAGAUCUGACCAAUCAGACGGAAGGUACUAUAACAGAUGACAGUGAUAUCUGGCUGUUUGGUGGUCAGCGAGUCUUCAGGCAUUUCUUCUCCAAGAAGAAGGACCCGGAGUACUUCAAGGUUGGAGACAUUGAAAGGCAUCUCUUGCUGGACCGUAAGAAGCUGAUCAACCUUGCCUAUCUUGUGGGCAGUGAUUACACCCUUGGUAUCCAAGGCAUCGGGUCAGUGGGCGCCAUUGAGAUCAUGGGCGAGUUCAAAGGUCAAGGCAUAAAGACUCUCAAGGAUUUCAAAUCUUGGUGGACCAGAUCACAGAACCGGGUCUUGCCAUCAGGAAUGAAUGCUGUCAGGUCUAAAUGGUGCAAGCUGGUCCUACCGGAUGAGUUCCCAAAUCCUCUAAUUGCCAAGGCCUACAUGAAUCCAGUCAUCGAUGAAUCUGAUGAAGGCUUCCAAUGGGGAUCCCCUGAUCUUGGUCUACUCAGAGAGUAUGCUCGUGAGAGAUUUGGUUGGAUGAGGACUAAGGUUGAUGAAAACCUCCUCCCAGUCUUGAAGCGGCUCAAUGAGAAACAGGUUCAAAGCAAGAUGACAUCAUUCUUUGGCAUCGUUCACCAUGGUAACAGGAAGAAGAUCGCCAGCAAGCGAAUGAGGAAUGCUCUGAUGCAGAUGGAGAGAUCAUCAAGUGAAGAGGACGAGGAGGAGAGCGAGAGUGAAGAAGAGGAGGAGAGAAGACCAAAGAAAAGGAAAAAGGUUUCUUCCGAAGCUGGGAAGAAAAGAGUGAAAAGAAAGAAGAAGCCCGCGCAAGGUGCUCAGCAAGGAGGAAUGGGUGAAGUUCAGCAGAAAGUGAAGAAGAGAGUUAAGCGGAAGAAAAAGGUAGCACUCAACCAGGAGGAUGAAGAGCCAAUGCAAGAGCUGAAUCAAGGCAGCGUUCAGACGAAGAAUGCUCCAAAGUCUCCUGUGAGUGAAAAGGAGAAAGUGUUAAGCAAAAAGAGUAGGGUGCAGAACGGGAAGACUGCUGAAACCAACUCGAACGGAAGAGAAAAGCGUCAAGUUCCUCAGGUGGAUUACGCCGCGAUGAUGGAUGACUACGAUGAGGACAUUCCUGAUGAAGUCCUCCUGGACGUCGCGGAGGACAUGGAGAUGGCCGCGUUGAUGGACGAACCAAGAAGUGGUCAUAACGUGACCUAUGACCUUAGGAAUAUCAGCAACAGUUCCAGCUCUCAACCAAAAUCAGGAUCUCAUAACUCUAGCUUGGAUAGAGAUUUUGUGGAGGAGAGGAGGGGUAAAGGAAGGGGCGGGGCAGUACCAAAGAUAGGUGGUGGUACACAGCGGGGGAAAGGAAAGAGGGGAGGGGCAAACAAAGGGAAAGCAUUGUUGAAGAGAAGGCCUGUCCAGAUGAAUGGACCAAACCUCUCUUCCAGUGGCUCUGACUCGGAUUGA
Molecule: messenger RNA, 4349 nt
Organism: Lytechinus variegatus (green sea urchin)
Lineage: Eukaryota; Metazoa; Echinodermata; Echinoidea; Temnopleuroida; Toxopneustidae
Product: DNA repair protein complementing XP-G cells-like
Biological process (GO): nucleotide-excision repair
Cellular component (GO): nucleus
Molecular function (GO): DNA endonuclease activity; single-stranded DNA binding
Source: RefSeq, a predicted model, not a curated record